Messenger RNA from Debaryomyces fabryi, 1509 nucleotides. RefSeq lists its product as uncharacterized. The transcript has a single exon. The coding region runs from base 1 to 1509 and encodes 502 amino acids. The record is from RefSeq and is a predicted model, not a curated record. Lineage: Eukaryota; Fungi; Ascomycota; Pichiomycetes; Serinales; Debaryomycetaceae.
AUGAUUGACAAUAACGUUCUUAUAGCUAUAAUUGUAGUCUUGGGUAUCAAUUAUCUAUAUAGUUGGUAUAUUGAUUCCACGAAGGAUGUCAGUGAUGUAUAUUUAAAUGAACAAUCUAUCAUAGAUGCUACUAGGAAAUCAGACGAAUCGGCCAUUUACAAGUCAAAUAAAUUGGAUUAUUCACACGGUUUGAGAAUUGGAUUAGACAUAAGAUAUAAUCAUUAUAAGCUAAGAAAUGGAAACUUAUGUGAUGUGUGGGAGGUCUUAAUGAACGCUACUUCAAGAGAUCCUACUAAAGAGAUUGUAAUACAUGAUGAAGCAAUAAAAAUAGCAGAAUUAAACUACAUGGUUGACAAAAUUGGACAUUAUUUGAAGGAUAAAGAAGCCAAGAGGAUUGCAAUCAAUUAUAGGAACUCUUUAGUUUGUGUCGAAGUGUUUUGUAUCCUUAUUGCAUGUUUUGUCAAUCGUAUUACGGUCAAUUUCUAUGAUGACAUUGACACUGUUGAAAACAUUGAUUACUAUGUAAUCGAUAAACAAGAGUUGGAAUUAGUUAAGGAUAAAAGGUAUAUUUUAUUCAAUUCCAGAAGUGAAAACUCUGUAUAUGGUAUCUUAGAAGGAAAACGUGGAGAAUUGUUGAAAUUUCAAAACGAAUAUCAUCCCGAUAAAGAUAAGGGUACAGUAAUUCAGUUCACUCGUAAGGUAAAUCAUAGAGUAUUAUCAAAUGUUAGGUUUGCUCAGAUUAAUUUGAUUAGUGGUAUUGCAUCUACAAUCAAGCAUAUUCCUUUAUCACGUAUGUGGAGUGAUAAAGAUACUUUACUCGUGGUGCAAUCAAAAGUUAAAACUAAUGAAAGUAUCCUCAAUGAGAUAUGUAAAAUAAUGGCUUGCUUUGUUACCAACACAAAGGUUAAAAUUAUUAAUCCUGCUGACUUCUCUGUUAUCAAGUCUCAUAAUCCAACAAUAUUGUCAAUUAAUGAAUCAGAUUUUAUUGAAAAUGUAAAGCUUGAUGAAAUCAAACCUCUGAAAAAUAUUAUCAAGAAGCUCCAGUUCAAUCAAUCUAUGAAGUUCCUAUCAAAAGGAAAGUUUACCACUACUUACAAAGAUGUGUUAAGGUUGAUUUAUAUUCAAACGAGUAUAACACAGAAAAGCAAAUUGAACACUUUGCAAUUAAACGAAUUCAGAUCGUUGUUGGGCUCGCGGAUCAUUAUGGAGUAUGGAUAUCCAAAUGUUGUUGGACCUAUAAUUCAAACUGAUUUCUAUGAUUACAGAAUUAUUGCAUUAAAUAAAGACGUAAAUGGAUUCGGAUGUCUUUCACAAUCAAUAGAAGCUAAGUUAGUCAAUUUACAGAAUAACUACGGUUCUAUAGUAAUAAGAGGCUAUAAUAUUGGUAAGGCAUUAAAUACGAUGAAUGAUUCAAGCAGACCUUUAGCUGAUAAUGAAGGAUUUAUGCCAAUAUAUAAUGUACGGGGUAAGUGGGGGAAUGAUGGAUGUUUGUAUAUAUAUAACACUUAA